AUGGAAUACAACUGUUGGAAUCUAGCCCUUCUACUGUUCAUGACCUGCCUUGUUUUCUUUAUGACAGCUAAUCAAUCUAUUUAUGGUGGUGGAAGCUAUCUGAAUGCUAACACCAAAUGCAUUAGCAACUAUUUUCCUCAUCAACACACAAAUAAUUGUGAUACCGACAUACUACAACCUACCAAAAGAAAAAAAAAAGACAUGGAUUUUCCAAACAUUUUCCUGCAUAGAAGUUUUGUUUAG
Messenger RNA from Lathyrus sativus (Indian pea), 243 nucleotides. NCBI's taxonomy places the organism in Eukaryota, Viridiplantae, Streptophyta, Magnoliopsida, Fabales, Fabaceae. The record is from the annotation of a GenBank genome assembly.